ACCUUGCUCAUUCAUUCUCAACAUCCACACUCCACCAUCUUGCCUCCAAGCAUUCUUUCCAUAAAAAACUUGAAAAGUUCACAAUUGAACACAUUGAAAAAUUGCCUUUUCGAAAUCACGGUAUUGUUCCGCUGCCACAUUCUUUGAAAAGAAACGAAGCAAUCAAAUCCAUAUCAACAAUGUCUGGAAAUGCUACCAAGAUCGCCAACGGACAGGGAAGUGACCUCAGUGUAGGGAACUUGACCAAUGUACCGGACGGAAGCAACCGCAAUAAUGUGGAUCGAUUCUCUCAGUCUUCUGCUGCUGAUGAGCCAUACUUUGCUCGCGCACGAAUGCAGGAUCGAUCUGCUCAUGCCUCGCGCUUGUCGAGUCAACUGAGCGAAACGGAUGAAAUCAUGAAAAAAUGAAGACAAAUGGUCUAUUGUUCAAAAGUCAUAGCGAAGGAAGGGUAUUCAAAGGUUCCAAGAGAAUGUUCUAUAUACAUAUUGCGUCAUCAGGGUUGGCGAUCAUAAAAAGUUCGGGA
Messenger RNA from Aspergillus wentii DTO 134E9, 523 nucleotides. RefSeq lists its product as uncharacterized. The record is from RefSeq and is a predicted model, not a curated record. The transcript is spliced from 2 exons. NCBI's taxonomy places the organism in Eukaryota, Fungi, Ascomycota, Eurotiomycetes, Eurotiales, Aspergillaceae. The coding region runs from base 180 to 407 and encodes 75 amino acids.